Molecule: messenger RNA, 1740 nt
Organism: Peronospora matthiolae
Lineage: Eukaryota; Oomycota; Peronosporomycetes; Peronosporales; Peronosporaceae
Source: the annotation of a GenBank genome assembly
AUGAACUGCAGUCAAUGGGACAGCACUUGCAAACUCGGCGUCAAGGACACGAUGACCUCGAUCUCAAGUGCCACAUCAGCGAAUGAAGAAGUGCGACUCGACAUGGCAGAGGACCGGUCUCCGAUGUUGAAGUUUCCCGUAUCUCCGGGUUGUUUCCGCCCGACCGAAUCCAAGCGUCAGGAGUUUGCGCGUAUCGUCCAAGAGCACGUGAAAAUCUUGCGUGCAGACGAAAAGAUGUACAAAGAGCGUCGGGAUCGAGUACUGCCACUGCUGGACCCGAUGCAGUGGAAGCAGAUUCAAGCAGGUAAAGAGCUUCAUCUGUACAAACGAAAUCGACGAGGUCGAACAUUGCGUGACUUGGAGAACGACGAAUGUCUCCCGGACGUUCGGCGGGCAGUGGCAAAUGGGUAUUCCAGCAUGGUUGGCAAUGGACAAGUGCAAGGGACAAUGGAGGACAUGCUGUAUGGCUUGACUGCUUCAUCGCAAGAAGACUUGAUGACCGGGAUGUGGUACAAAAACCCUCCACGAGAUUGUGUUUGGUUGGGCUCAGUUGAAGGACCGACGCCUGAAGACCCUUUUCACUCGGCCGACGUGAUCUGGCUGUUUCCUAAACAAGCCUAUCAUGCCGAUAUCUGCUACCUCAAAGCUACUGGGAUCGAGAAAGACCAAGAUGGGAAGGCGUAUGGCUAUUUAGUACUACACUCCGUUGACUUGCCACACUGCCGGCCAUUCGAAGCUCGAAAAAUCUCUCGAGCCAAGAUGUACUUUGCGUGUCUCUUUCGAGAGACAACACCGGGACAUCUGGAUGUGAUCGUGCGCGGCAUCUUCGACUUAGGGAGAUGUCGUGGGAAAAUUGCCAAGAAAUUGGUGACGACUGCGACUAAGUCCUUCAUGCUUGAGCUUUUCGACGGCGUUGCGAUCGGCUUGGCCAAGAAACUCACGAUCAUGAAACGUCGCAACCAAAAUGCACUCCAGAGUCCAAUGCAGUCGGGAUGCUCAAUCUGCUUCAAGACCAAGAGUAAACUACUCUUUGGCUUGGACACGCAUUUGCUUCAGUGUGGCGUGUGUAGGACCACCGUGUGCUCAAACUGCGUUGCCAAUACCAAGCAGAUCCUUUUUCUGGGUCCAGAUGCUCCGUGCUCGAAGCACGCGUGUUGCUUGGCUUGUAUGCGGGACGCAAGAAUGAUGCGUGAUGUUCGUCCAGAUGAGCCGGAGUUUCAAGUCAUUGCCGAGUAUUACCUCACCCAUCGAUCUCAGACUGCGCCUGUAUUGAUCAGUCCGGUUCGAUCGCUGUCGUCGUUGACCUCCUAUCCACUGGACACGCUGACUCGCAAACGCAGAAGCGGUCGACAUGAACAUGUCAUGAAAAGCUCUGGGUUUGCAGAUAUGCGUACCAACUCUACAGCGGACGAUAGCAUCGACACUGAUCCGUUCUCGGGGGAGCUUGAUGAAGCAGACUUUUGCUCUAGCGAUGAAGAGCCCGACAGCUACAUUGUGGCCCAACCCGAUCCAAGUCCAGUCAACCUGUCGAGUGAGUCGGACAAGAGUACCCUCACGAUCUGGAAAACGCAUCAUCCAGUGGUCGAUGGUGACUUCAUUCCCCGUAGUACAAGCACGAAAUCGCGUUCAGAGCUCGAGAAUUUGCACCGUACACUCUUUCAACUCAAUAUCACGGCAGAGAACACGUACAUGCAGACACAGGCGACAACCAGAAGUCUACGUGGUGCUGAUCUCGAUUGA